Molecule: messenger RNA, 279 nt
Organism: Cylicostephanus goldi
Lineage: Eukaryota; Metazoa; Nematoda; Chromadorea; Rhabditida; Strongylidae
Source: the annotation of a GenBank genome assembly
GAAAUUCGUGCACAACUUUAGAAAUUGUCAAGCAGCCCUACCUUACUCAUUCAGCGGUCUUCCUCUCCUCUCGCGUUCGGAAACAGCAGAUUCUCAACCACUGACUGACGAUGCGAGCGUAGACGGACAAUUGCCCAAUGCAAAGAACAGAAAAAAUGGAGGGUGGUUUUCAUCUGGUGAUGAAAGCUUUUUUGGGAUGUCACGAACACAACGCAUAUUCGCCUUUUUUCUAUCAUUACUGGGUGCACUCUUCUGUUUCUCAACGGUACGUAAAUGAAG